AUGUGACUACAAUCCAGUAAAGGAUAGAGGGUUUUUGGAGGACUCCAUCAGAUGCAGGCUUUCUCAUGGCUUAGUGCUUGGCAAAGCCCUCGCAAUCAACCACUUGUGCAAAAGUGAUAUAAUCGGUGCCAAGGUAUCUUGCAAACAGGGGGAGAGAGAGAACAAUAGUUUUGGGUUUUGAGCGAUGUGAGAUUCUAGAGGAAGAGAGAGCAGGGGAUCGGCUGGUUUACAGAUCUACAUAGAAAUAUAAAAAAGUAUAUGGGUUUUGAGGGGUUUAGGAUUGUAGAGGAAGUGAGAGAAGAGAUUGGCUGGGCUAGAAGAUGGGGAAGGAAGAAAUCUGCAGAAUAAACUUACCCUACCCUAAAUUAGGGGAUCUGUUUCUCUCUCUACAGUAUCUGGUUUGGUUAAUCGCUGCUAUAUGUCUACGAUUUGCCUGGUUUUUCUUCUGGCUAUGCUCUCUGCUAUGAGAAAUGCAGGUUGAUGGUUGAUGCCUUACACAGAGAGUGGAGAGAUUGUCUCUCGCCCAUGGUGGGGUAAAUUGGAUGACGGGAAAUCGGAGCGUGUAAACUGGGUGCCGUAUGUACGGAGAUGGGAGGUGGAAUGGGUUUUGUAGAAGUCCUUGGUUCGAUAGAUAGAUCGGUCUUUGCUUUUCUAGAGAGAGAAAGAUCAGAGACCGAAAACACUCUGCGUCGUCCUCUUAAUCUCAAUCUCUACAUCUCUCUGUCUUGUUUUUAAGAGAGAAAAAGAAGACUGCACUCUUUCACUCUCAUCUCCUCCUCUCUCUUUUUGAACUCUCCUCCAUUGGAGUGACCGGCUUUGGCUUGGGCUUGGGCUUUGGUUUCAUAGCUUUAAAGAAGUUAAAAAGCCGUUCGGUAAUUUAAAGACCAGAGAGCUUCUUUUCGUUUAAACAUAAAUUCAAUUUGGUUUACGUCACCCCUAAUUCGGAAUAGAAGUGUUCUUAAUUUGAAAUUAACCCAUAUUACCCGUACAUAAAUUUGUCAAAUAUUUACUGGUUAGAAUGGAGAAGGGGACCCAUGUUAAAACUUGUUAACAUUUACCAGCUUACACAAGAUAUGAACUUUUUGUGCAGCAUUCGAAAACUCAUCACGUCCACUCUUUCCCCUCUUCUACUCUUUCUUUCUUUCUCUUCUCUCCCCCUCUCCUAAUUAUAUAUCUCAAAAUUGAAGUCUCUUCUCGUCCAAGAUUAUUUACACCGAGUACAGAGUCAAGUUACAGGUCCUCUCUCCUGGGAGAUCAUGGCGACGAUAGGAGGCAUGGACAAGCUCUUGAGCAACGGCAUCAGUACCCUGUCUCUUGACCCAUUCAUCCUCCCACCCGAUCAACGACCCGAUUUCUCAGAUAUCUCCUCCGAUGAAAUCCCGGUCAUUGAUCUCAGUCAUACCAAAAUUCUCCAGCAGAUAUCUAAUGCCUGCAAAGAGUACGGGUUCUUUCAGAUAGUGAACCAUGGUGUACCAAACGAUGUUAUAGAGAGCAUGUUUGAUGUGGCCAAAGAAUUCUUCGAGAUGCCAGUCGAAGAGAGAGCUAAGCUCUAUUCAGAGGACCCGAAAAAGGAAGUGAGGGUUUCGACGAGUUUCAACAUCAGAGAAGAAGAGGUACUGCACUGGAGGGAUUUUCUCAGGCAUCCUUGCCAUCCUUUGGAGGAUUUCAUCAACUCCUGGCCUGAAAAGCCCCAAAAAUACAGGGAAGUAGCCAGCAGAUACGUCGUCGAAAUAAGAUCCCUGAUAUUGAACCUGAUGGCUCUUUUAUCCGAGGCACUCGGACUCGAUCCCGGAUACUUGAAUGAGAAAUUUGGGAAGCAUAAGCACAUAAUGUUGAUCAAUUACUACCCUCCAUGCCCUGAUCCAAAUCUGACCCUCGGAGUGCCAUGCCACUCCGAUUUUGAUGGAUUUACAAUUCUUCUACAGGAUGAAACAGGCGGCUUGCAGGUAUUGAAAGAUGGAAAGUGGAUCGCCGUCAAGCCUAUGAGAAAUGCUUUGGUAUUUAAUGUGGCAGAUCAAUUACAGGUUAUUAGCAAUGGGAGGUUCAAAAGCGUGAAGCACCGCGUAGUCACAAACUCGACAGCUGCUCGGAUUUCAAUACCAACAUUUUACGGCCCCUCUUCGGAUACCUUAAUUGGGCCUGCAGAUGCAUUGGUGAAUAAGGAGAAUCCUGCAAUUUACAAAAGUUACAUAUUUGCUGAGUUCUUUGAUGCAUUUUGGAGCAAGGAUGCCAAAAAGAAGAGCGCCCUAGAUGACUUCAUACUUCGUCCUUGACUUGAUUACAGUAUUAAACCAUUUUCAGCUUAGCCUAAAAUAACUUAAUAUGGUUGCAGAAGACAAUCAAGUUUUCUUUUCAUUAUUAUGUUUGUGAUAUUAUGUGACAGGCAAGCUUUCUUUACUUUCCCUAUUGCAUAAAACUUAUAUAUUUACCCGUAUCCAACUAUCCAUUCUGAA
Molecule: messenger RNA, 2453 nt
Organism: Amborella trichopoda
Lineage: Eukaryota; Viridiplantae; Streptophyta; Magnoliopsida; Amborellales; Amborellaceae
Product: protein DMR6-LIKE OXYGENASE 1-like
Source: RefSeq, a predicted model, not a curated record